AUGAGUAAAAAAAUUAGUUUUGGUAAAAUAAGCGCAAAUUUUGGCCAAAAUUCCAAACCUAUAGAAGCAACUGGCUCCAUUGGCACAUUUGGGCCCCCUAAGGCUAUUGAAGUAUUGGAAGAGGACACAGAGCAGCAAAAUUUGAAAAAUGUCAUGGGAAUCGCGUCUUUUGGCAAAAAAGCCAAGUCGUUUGACAUAAAAGAAAUGAUGGAGCAGGUAAAAAAAACAGCAAAAGAAGUAACAAAACAACCUGAAGAAGCGAAAUUGGACGAAGAAGAAGAUAGUGACGACGAAGAUUUUAUUGGACCCCCAUUGCCGGAUAAUUUAAUGCAGGGAAGCAAACAAGAAGAAAAAAAAGAAGAAAACAGUGAUAGCAAUGAUAGUGAUGAAGAAGAAACAACUGAUAAGUUAUUUAUACCUUGUGCACAGGAAGCAGCAAUGGUGCAUGGUAAUAAAGCUGUGACAGCUUUAAGUGUGGAUCCCAGUGGAGCUAGGUUAGCUUCUGGUUCAGUGGAUUACGAUGUUAGUUUUUGGGAUUUUGCUGGAAUGGACUCUAACAUGAGAAGCUUUAGAACAUUACAACCCGCUGAUAACCACCCUAUUAGAGGCUUGCAUUAUUCAAGCACUGGAGAUUUGCUUUUGGUUAUAUCGGGGGCCAGUCAGGCCAAGGUUAUCGAUAGAGAUGGGUUUGAAAAAUUGGAAACUGUCAAGGGGGAUAUGUAUAUUACAGACCAGGCCAGGACUAAAGGCCAUACUGCUGGCUUGUUGGCUGGAUGUUGGAAUCCAAUUGUUAAGGAAGAAUUUCUUACAACCAGUGCAGAUGGAACUGUUAGAACCUGGGAUUUCUACACUGGGGGCAAGCAACACAAACAGCUCAUAAAAUGCCGAGCGCAGAACGGCCUGAAAGUCUCUCCCACCGCGGUAAACUUCAAUCGCGACGGCAAAGUGAUUGCCUGCGGCUGCGCAGACGGCUCCAUCCAGCUCUGGGAUUUUCGCAAAAGUUCCGUGGCGCCGGCCAGUCAAAUGCGCAAGGCUCAUUUGCCAACAGACAUCAGCAGCAUUUGUUUUUCGCACGUUGGCGACCACUUGUUGACGAGGAGUUGCGACGAAACUUUAAAAUUGUGGGACGUUAGGAAUUUUAAGAAAUGCGUUAACGAAGUUGGCGGAUUGUUUACCAGAUACGACACAACGGAUGCUAUUUUCAGUCCCAAUGACAGCAUUGUGGCAACUGGGUUGUCAUUAAAUAAAGGAGAAAAAUCUGGCGAAAUAUUAUUUUACGACGCCACAAACUUCAACCUAAUCCGGAAAAUGGAAGUGGUCAACUCGCACACCAUAAAAUUGAUAUGGCAUCCAAAAUUGAAUCAGCUAUUCGUUGGUACCGGCAACGGCCUAAUCAAAUGUUUAUAUGACGAGAGGAAGAGUUUGAGAGGAGCCACUUUGUGCGCAGUAAAAAUACACAGAAAAGCGCAGCAUAGCGAAAUGAUGAGCACCCAACAAGUUAUAACACCGCAUGCGUUGCCUAUGUUCAGACAGGAGAGACGGAAAACGAGUAGGAAACAAAUGGAGAAGGACAGACUGGAUCCUGUCAAGUCCAAAAGGCCAGAUUUACCAAUUACUUCAGGUCAAGGUGGAAGGGUGGCUUCUAGCGGUGGCACCCUUAGCAGCUUUGUUAUAAGAAACCUGGGUCUUAGCAAAAGAGUUGAUGAUGACCAGGACCCAAGAGAAGCCAUUCUGAAAUUUGCCAAGGAAGCUGAGGAGAAUCCAUACUGGAUAACACCUGCCUACAAAAAAAGCCAACCAAAACCACAAGCAGACAAUGAUGAGCCUGAAUCCAAAAAAUCCAAACCAGGGUAA
Messenger RNA from Brassicogethes aeneus, 1854 nucleotides. The record is from the annotation of a GenBank genome assembly. NCBI's taxonomy places the organism in Eukaryota, Metazoa, Arthropoda, Insecta, Coleoptera, Nitidulidae.